CUGACGUCUUCACCCAAUUAAGAGGGGUCGUCAACGUAUUCAAUUCAUAUCACUUCUAGUCUUCAAUAUUUCACCUCUCGCUGUUCCUUAGUUGUGACUUAUUGCUUCUUUAACUUGUCGUCGCCAUUCCUAGAAACCAAGCUACAAUGGCCUCGACUCACUCUCAAGCUCUACACAAUUUCAUCCUCACACCUCAACAGCAGAAUUUGCUAUUCCGCGCUCUUACUUCGAACCAGCCAGGCGGUAAUAGCGGCAGCUCAAACAACGCGAUGUCUCUCUCGCCUGAGUCAUUGUCCAAGUCUCCUGUCCAGACUCAGAAGACUGAACCCAACCUGGCUUCCCCGAACGGUACCUCCAAUGGCAUCCAGGAGAGUCCAUUCUUGGAUUAUGAUUACGAUCUGGGACCUGAUGCUAGUUUCGAUUUCGAUUUUGGUCAUGACGGUCAAGCAAAGAUGAUUGGGGAUCUCCCGGGCACUUCGCCCACUGACGACUCUAAAGCUAGUUCUCCUGAUGAGGAGAGCCCUGAUAAGAGAAGCCAUCCAGAUGACGAGGAUGAGGAGGAGGAAGAGGGUGGAGGCAAGCGAAGGGAGAGUGAAGGAAAGGUUCCCAAGAAACCUGGUCGCAAGCCUCUGAUGAACGAGCCUAGUUCGAAGAGAAAGGCCCAAAACCGCGCAGCUCAACGCGCGUUCCGAGAGCGCAAGGAGAAGCAUUUGAAGGACCUCGAGACGAAGGUAGAGGAGCUUGAAAAGGCCUCUACGGCAACCAACACUGAGAACACUCAGCUGCGUGCUCAGAUCGACAAGCUGACAAUGGAAUUGAACGAGUAUAAGAAGAAGUUGACGCUCCUUAACAGUCCGCGUUCAGUCACUACUAGCAGCAACCCAAGUCGGAAUUCAGUGUUUGGCAAUGCCGCGAUACAAAACUUGAGCGACGUCAACUUCCAAUUCGAGUUCCCCAAAUUUGGAGUCCUUCCCGGACCUCAGACUUCUUAUGCCUCUAUCCCCAGGACAUCAUUGUAUCACACGUCGUCAUCGGGCAACAGCCCCAACAGCCAGAAUCAGAAUAGCCCCAUGGAUAAGUCCAAGGACCAGACCACCGCUAAAUCCGCUAAGAGCAGGGAGAACUCUGAUGCACAGUCCAAAGAUGCAUCAUCGAAAUCCUCGGGAUCUCCCUACGACAGCACGUUCGGUGCCAGUGUAUCCAGGACCAGUCUGGAUUCUAGCCACAACAGCGUAAAUGGAGCAAACGCAGGUUCUCCUUGCUCGUCGACAGCGAACUCCAACAUGGGACCAAGCUCAUCUUGUGGAACCUCUCCUGAACCAUGCACUCAAUCACCGAUGGGCUUCAAGCCUGUGGAUACUCUUACCACGAUUGGCGAGGAACAACCAUCCUUGACGACUGAUUCUAUGAAUCAUUUUAAUAAUAUGGGAAACGUGGAUUUCUCCAGCAUCGACUGGAUGUCGCAGCAAAAUGGUGGCCAAUUCGAUCCGCAGCUUUUCGGUGACUACCGGGAGCCCCAGGACAAUAUCCUUGCGAGUGCUACUUUCGAUGACAGCUUCUUCAAUGACGCCUUUGACGUCGAUUUCACAACUCCAUAUAACGUAGCACCGAGUCCUAACGCGCCUAAGAAGAACCUGAUCGCCGAGAUCGACGCCCGUAAGGAAUCUGAGGAUACCAUCAUCAACAGCAACGGAAAGCUGCUUACGUGUAACAAUAUUUGGGAGAAACUGCAAGCCUGUCCCCGCGUACAGUCCGGGGACCUUGAUCUCGACGGUCUCUGCUCUGAUCUCCAAAAGAAGGCCAAGUGCGGUGGAUCUGGUGCCGUUGUUGAUGAGCAGGACUUCAAGGCUGUCAUGACCAAGUACCUAGGUGCUGACGCCGGAAAAUGCGCCUCGUCUGUAUCCGGGAGCGUUUCACUGUAAAAGAACAUAGCCGGAGGAUCAUCGCUUCUCGAUAGAGAGAGUGCUACUGCCUACCUACUAUUGUGCCACCACCAUCACCAUUCAUUGGGUAACGGCGGAAGGAGUUCUAUUGCUUUCGACGGCAGGUUAUGCCAUAAGGCGGAAAGGGGCGUGGGGUAUAGGCAAAUACCACCGCGGGUCAAGACGAGAGAAACGAAACAGGAAAGGACAAGAAAAGAGAAUGAGACCUGUCUUCUCACCCCAUCUCUGGGGUGUCAGGUUGUCUUCCAUCUC
Molecule: messenger RNA, 2195 nt
Organism: Annulohypoxylon truncatum
Lineage: Eukaryota; Fungi; Ascomycota; Sordariomycetes; Xylariales; Hypoxylaceae
Product: PAP1-domain-containing protein
Exons: 4
Coding region: 147-1922 (591 amino acids)
Cellular component (GO): RNA polymerase II transcription regulator complex
Molecular function (GO): transcription cis-regulatory region binding; DNA-binding transcription activator activity, RNA polymerase II-specific
Source: RefSeq, a predicted model, not a curated record